AUGUCCAUCGAUGUCGAGCCCCUCGAGCUCAACUUUCGACGCCCCUUUACUGUCGAGGUGUCGCAGACCCUCACCAUCAGAAAUACCAGCUCCGACCCCUUGGCUUUCAAGGUGAAAACCACUGCUCCUAGACAAUACUGCGUCCGACCCAAUGCUGGCCGUAUCGAGCCCGGCCAGGCGUUUGAUGUCUCUGUCCUCCUCCAGGCCAUGAAGGCCGAUCCUGAGCCCGACACGAAAUGCCGCGACAAGUUUCUCGUUCAAUCUGCUCCUAUUACUGGAGACAAGGAAUUCACUAGCAUUGCCGAGGUGCUUGACAACACGGAUAAGUCCCUGAAGCAGGAGAGAAAAAUUCGCGUAAACUGGCUUCCAGCUCAUGGCGAAGCUGAUGCGAAUACUGUCGUCAUGACACCUAACAAGAAGCUUGUCAACGGUCAUGCCGAUACCCCAGACGUUUCGCACAACUUUUCCUCGCCCAAUACCAAUGCUCCUCCGCCAUACGACGACGACACUCCCGCCGCCGAUGUCGACGAAAAGGCCCCGAUAGACACUCCCGCCGCUCUGGCCAGCCGUGCUAUCCCUGCCAUCAAGGAGGCCGGCAACGAGACGCUCGAGACGGUUAAAGCUAAGCUGGCCGCCGCGCAAGCAGAGAUUGUUAGGCUCACGGAUAACAGCGGCCUCCGCCAGCGCAACGUCAAGGCCGGCGAGGCCGAAAAGAUUCCCGCUGGCGAGCUGGCCCAGACAGUCAAGCAAAAUGCCGACGGUGUCUCGGUGCAAGUCGUGGCCAUUCUGUGUCUCAUGAGCUUUCUUCUGGCAUACUUUUUCUUUUAA
Molecule: messenger RNA, 828 nt
Organism: Beauveria bassiana ARSEF 2860
Lineage: Eukaryota; Fungi; Ascomycota; Sordariomycetes; Hypocreales; Cordycipitaceae
Product: MSP domain-containing protein
Exons: 7
Coding region: 1-828 (275 amino acids)
Biological process (GO): endoplasmic reticulum membrane organization
Cellular component (GO): endoplasmic reticulum membrane; plasma membrane
Molecular function (GO): FFAT motif binding
Source: RefSeq, a predicted model, not a curated record